Molecule: messenger RNA, 510 nt
Organism: Encephalitozoon intestinalis ATCC 50506
Lineage: Eukaryota; Fungi; Microsporidia; Unikaryonidae
Exons: 1
Coding region: 1-510 (169 amino acids)
Source: RefSeq, a predicted model, not a curated record
AUGGCAGUAAGAAUAGUAACAUAUAGUUCUCCUAUGAGCUUUCCUCCUACAAUGUUUAUCGGAAAUACUCUGCUUCAGAACACCCAAAUGAAGCUUUCGUACACUCAUAUCCAUUUUACAAACAAUGUAAAGGCAAUUUCCCCUUGCGACAUACUUGUGGUGGAUGGGAACUUUGUGCCUAUGAAUGCCUUGGAAGAGGCCAAAAAGGUUCAUUCCAAAACUAUCCUAUGGAGUAGAGACGUGAUAAAUUCCGCAGUCUGGCUUAUUGAAAAGUUCUCUGCUAGUCCUACCAAAAGCUAUAUUAUAGUUGUUGAUGAUUCCACAAGUAUUGAGGAAAGAGACUUUUCUUCGGAUAUCGAUCUAGAAGCAUCACCAUCCCUUCCAGAUCUAAAGGUAGAACCUCAAAAAAACUCUACAGAAGACUAUCUAGAGGAUAAGUUUAGCAGUUUAGAAAAGAAGAAGCCUGUGGAAAGUAUAUUUAGUAGACUUCACUUGUCAAAAAACUUGUAG